AUGCUGUCUCCAGAGCCCCCAGCAUUCAUCAACCAGCAUGCUCUGCAUGCUCAGCAGCCAGAACAACCCACCCUCUUCAUCACUCAGCAUGAACACCAUGUCCAGCCCCCAGGACCACAGUUCAUGGCCUCACCCUCACUGGACAGUGAGGAUGAUCACAGUGCAUCAGACUACAACCCAGAGCCCAACAGUCCAGCAAGCAUUGCAUGCACUGAUGACAUGGAGGUGGAUGAGGAGCAGGCAGAGGAAGCAGUGUCAGACAAGGGCAAGGGCAGAGACCCACUGCGCCACAAGAAGUACAAUGAGAAGCUGGCAAAGAAGCCAGCUGAGGAGUGGAUGGAGAUGACUGGUGGUGCAAUGUGCCAGUGGUGCAAGGAGAAGAACCUUCAGUGCCUCUUCAGCCUGACUGGAAAGUCUGUCAAGUGCAAGGCCUGCAUCAUGAGGCACAGGGGCUGUGUGCCUUGCAAGGUUGGCCCAUCCCAGAAGGUCAAAGCUGCCAACUCAGUUCUCAAUGCAGCUGCUGUUUGA
Messenger RNA from Ceraceosorus bombacis, 528 nucleotides. The record is from the annotation of a GenBank genome assembly. NCBI's taxonomy places the organism in Eukaryota, Fungi, Basidiomycota, Exobasidiomycetes, Ceraceosorales, Ceraceosoraceae.